Aaosphaeria arxii CBS 175.79 is the source of this 1399-nucleotide messenger RNA. RefSeq lists its product as uncharacterized. Bases 14 to 1312 code for a protein of 432 amino acids. Gene Ontology annotation, biological process: spliceosomal complex assembly; protein phosphorylation; regulation of mRNA processing. The record is from RefSeq and is a predicted model, not a curated record. NCBI's taxonomy places the organism in Eukaryota, Fungi, Ascomycota, Dothideomycetes, Pleosporales. Gene Ontology annotation, molecular function: ATP binding; protein kinase activity. The transcript is spliced from 4 exons.
AACUGUUCCAAACAUGCGCCUCUACAAGUUAGGUGCAUGCUGUCGCGUCGGUUUAUUUCCAAGGACGUCUCUAUUUAUACAAUCGUCCCGAGCGCUUCCGUCGAGGCUCUUGUCAAACACAACCUCUCAUAUGGAUCAAUUUACGCAUAUUUCUGAUGUUGACGCUGAGCCUUUGCACCGGUAUAAUGAGGGUGGAUAUCACCCUGUUCAUCUAGGAGAUGUGCUGAAGGAAGGAAGAUACAAGAUAUUGCACAAGUUAGGCUGGGGUAGCUAUUCCACCGUUUGGGCAGCAGGUGAUCAGAGAUUACAAGCAUACGUCUCCAUAAAGAUUUCAGUCUCAGGCCAGAAACCUCAUAGCCGAGAGUUAGCAGUAUUGCGUGCCGUUUCGGAUGUGCCAUCUGAUACUCCUGGUCAUCGAUAUCUGAUGACAAUGCUGGACCACUUCCAGCUCGAUGGUCCAAAUGGAACUCACGACUGCCUUGUCUCGGAAGUUCUAGGCCAGAGCGUUGCCGAUUAUAUGGACGCAAGUUCCUUCGCAAGGCUGCCCGGAAACAUCGCUAAAGCAAUUGCGAAGCAUACUCUCCUUGGCUUGAGCUUAUUGCAUUCUCACAACAUAGGGCACGGUGACAUACAUACACGCAACAUAGCUUUUACCAUUCCGCAGAUAAACACAAUUCCGGAGGAAGUCUUCCUCCGGAAGCUUGGAGAGCCUGAAACAGCCCCCGUCCAUCGUUCUGAUGGACAGCCACUACUGGAAUCCCACGUGCCCAAAUACAUCGUGAGACCAACCUUCUAUCCCGUCAAGGUCAGAAGUUCCUUCGAAUCGAUCAAAAUCAUCGAUUUCGGCCAAUCAUUCCUACGCCACGAUGUCCCUCAUGAAUUCCAUAAUCCACUUGCUGUUCGGGCACCUGAGAUCAUAUUCAAGGACAAAGUUGACUAUCGCAUGGAUCUGUGGAGCAUGGGAUGUCUGUUAUUUGAACUUCUUGUCGCGCAACCGCCAUUCGAUAGCAUCAUGACGACUCCGGCGAUCCUUGUUGGUCAGAUGUUGGAUACCACCGGCGAUGAGUUGCCAGAUCGUUGGAAAGAGCAAUGGAGCGCCAUGAGUGCAGCGCCGCUACCCUCAGAAGAAUUCUCUUACACGCUGCAAGGCUGGCUGGAGGAGUUGUACUUCGAUGGGGAAGGUGGGAAAGACUUGAGCAGGGAGGAUCUGGUUAGGGUAGGUAAGAUUAUCGGAAGGCUGUUGCGACUUGAACCUUCCGAAAGGGCAUCGGCUGCGGAAAUACUUCAGGACGAUUGGUUUGCUGAAGAUUGAAUGUGGGAGGUAGUUUGUUUUAGCGAUACAUGUCGAGGUCAUUGGGACGCAACAUAAUUGAAGAAUAAUAAUCAAGAUUGUAUUACG